Molecule: messenger RNA, 1657 nt
Organism: Saprolegnia parasitica CBS 223.65
Lineage: Eukaryota; Oomycota; Saprolegniomycetes; Saprolegniales; Saprolegniaceae
Exons: 7
Coding region: 1-1602 (533 amino acids)
Biological process (GO): transmembrane transport
Cellular component (GO): membrane
Molecular function (GO): myo-inositol:proton symporter activity
Source: RefSeq, a predicted model, not a curated record
AUGGGGCGCGCCGGCAACCUAAAGCUUCUCACCCUCGUCUCGACGACCGGCGGCUUCCUCUUUGGCUAUGACACCGGCGUCAUCUCGGGCGCACUCAUUUUUCUUCAAGAAGAUUUCCACCUUGACUCGUUCCAGUCGGAAGUCGUCGUGUCGGCCACCGUUUUUGGCGCGAUCCUCGGCGCCGCGGCCGGGAGCUGUGCCAACGACGCGUGGGGUCGCCGCCGUGUCAUUUUGAUCUCGGCCGUUCUCUUUGCUAUUGGCAGUGCGCUCAUGGGUUUCGCCCAAACCAAAUACGAACUCAUUUUCGGCCGGCUCAGCGUGGGUCUUGGCCUUGGUCUCUCGUCGCUUACAAUUCCGCUGUACAUUGCCGAAGUCUCGCCACCAGAACAACGUGGCACGCUCGUGUCCAUCAACACGCUGCUCGUGACGGGCGGUCAGUUCUUCGCGACGGUGUUUGCGGCCGCAAUGAGCUCGCACCCGACGGGAUGGCGCUACAUGCUUGGCCUCGCGACGCUGCCAGCGGUCCUUCAAUUCAUUGGUUUUUUGUACCUCCCAGAGAGCCCGCGCUGGCUCAUUUCCAAGGGGCGCAUGGAAGAAGCCGAGCUUGCAAUCACGGCGAUUCGCGGCCAAGACGCCGACGAAGAAGGCUUGUUGACGCGCGAACUCAACCGGAUUGAAGCCGAAGUCAAGCGCGAAGAGGGCCGCGGGUCGUGGCACGAACUGUACCGGACCGAGUCGGUGCGCCGUGCGCUCAUCCUCGGCUGCUCGCUCCAGGCGCUGCAACAAUUCUGUGGUAUCAACACGGUCAUGUACUACGGCGUGAGCAUUAUCCGCAUGGCCGGGUUCGCCGACAACCAAACGGCGGUCUGGCUCGGUGCGAUCGUCGCCUUUAGCAACUUUCUCUUUACCUUUGUCGGGAUCUACCUCGUCGACCGCAUGGGCCGCCGGCCGCUCACGCUGCUGAGUCUGGCGGGUGUCGUCGUCUCGCUUUUCUUCCUCGGGCUCACGUUUUACUUUGCCGAGGCGGCGUCAACGUCCGUGAACGGCGUCGGUGUCUGCAGCCACAUUACGACGUGCUUUGACUGCGCUGCCAACACGCACUGCGGGUUCUGCGCGUCCGCAUUUGGCCCUGCGCGCUGCGUGCCUGGCGACGACCUCGGCCCGACGUCGCCCUUGACCUGCGGGUCGUGGGCGUACGGGUCGUGCCCGGACGCGUCGAGCUCCAAGACGCACGGCAUUCUGAUUCUUAUCGCGCUGUUUGUGUACCUGGCGUGCUUUGCGUCCGGCAUGGGAUCAAUGCCGUGGACGAUCAACGCCGAGAUCUACCCGCUCGCGAUGCGCGGCAUGGCCAUGAGCAUGUCGACGUCCGUCAACUGGAUCUCCAACCUCAUCAUUUCGUUCACGUUCCUCUCGCUGAUUGAAGGCACGACCACGUACAUCACGUUUUGGAUCUACUGCGGCGUCGCCGUCCUCGGUGCGAUCUACGUCUACCACGCCUUGCCAGAGACCCGCGGCGUCUCGCUCGAAGACAUUGACGAGCUCUUCACGCCCGAGAAGAAGAAGAAGAAGGAGCGGUACAGCCCCGUGGGCAUGGGCAUCUAAGCCACCAACCCUACACCUCCUACACGUGGAAUGCACGGAACGUUUGCGUGCUGGA